Molecule: messenger RNA, 2005 nt
Organism: Chenopodium quinoa (quinoa)
Lineage: Eukaryota; Viridiplantae; Streptophyta; Magnoliopsida; Caryophyllales; Amaranthaceae
Product: F-box protein PP2-A11-like
Exons: 3
Coding region: 857-1708 (283 amino acids)
Molecular function (GO): protein binding
Source: RefSeq, a predicted model, not a curated record
GAUUCCAGGAAAGAGCAUGGAGUAACAUUCAUCAUUGCAUAAAAAUAGGUUUCUUUAAAUGAUUUUUUUUUCUCUUUUUUUUUUUGUUGGAAAGGGGAGAAAUCAUAAUUUACCAUUUAUUAUUUCAUGAAAAUGGUUUAUAAAACGUUGUUCUGUUUAUUUAUUAUUAUUUUUGUUUUUGUGGGUAAAAUAGAUGUAUAGAGAAGUUUGAAACAAAUUUCAAUUAAUUGUUUUAAGAAAAAAAAUCUAACACGACAAUGAAAAAUAACUUAUAUCGAUUAUUGCCCAUUCUCACUCAGACCCUACGUAAAAUCGCCAAUAUCUUUUUAGCACACCUAUAAACCUAGACUUAUUAUUUUUAUUUUCUAUAGUUAACACUUUUAAUCCUAAUAAAAAAAGGGACUCACUAAUCCCUCAACCAAAAACUUUGUUGUCACAAUUAAUAGCCCAUUAUCAUCAUCAUUACUAUAAAAAAUAAAUAAAAAAUGAAAAAAUAUUCCCACGUUUUUCAGUUAGUCUAAAAGUUGAUUGAUUGGCCUAUAAAAAACCAAGCAGCCAAUAACAAUUCAAAUGACCCUAGUAUGUGCUUAUGUGGGACCCACCCUCUUUCCAAUUUCCAUCUUAUUACCAACAUUCAAAAGUCACCCCACUCCAACCAAUCUUGAAUUGAGCACCCUUCUGUCUCUAAAUGGCUAAACUCUAAAAUAUGCUAAACUCCAUUGUUAGCUACUUCUCUUCCAUCUCUCUUUCCGUCUUUUACCUCUUAUUAUACCAUUAAAUUUCUAAUAAUAACACCUUCAUUUCCUUUAUUUUUCUAUUGAUUUUUUUUUUUUUUUUUUUUAAUUUUUUGAAAAAAAUGGGAAGUGGGCAAUCUGGGCUGAGGUCCACUGUACCAAGGAGAAUUGGGCUGGGUGAUAUGCCGGAAAGUUGUGUGGCGGUGAUAUUGGGCCAGUUAAGCCCACCUGAGAUUUGCAGGCUUUCGGAGGUCAAUUGGGCUUUUUACGAAGCUUCAUUAUCGGAUUAUGUUUGGGAGACUAAGUUACCUUCGACUUAUGAGUUUCUUGUUCGGAAACUGUUUGAUGAAAGUCCUAAGAGAUUUAGUAAGAGAGAGAUUUUCUCUCGACUUUCUCGCUCUGUCAGAUUUGAUGCUGGAACUAAGGAGAUAUGGUUGGAGAAAAAUAGUGGGAAGAUGUGCAUGGCGAUUUCAUGGAGAGGAAUGACGAUCACAGGAAUAGAUGAUCGUAGAUAUUGGAGUCAUAUUUCGACUCAUGAAUCCAGAUUCCAAGCGAUUGCAUACCUAAAGCAAGUUUGGUGGUUGGAGGUGGGAGGGGAACUGGAGUUCAAUUUCCCUGCUGGUACAUACAGCCUGUUUUUCAGACUUCAGUUAGGCAAACCCUCCAAAAGAUUUGGUCGGCGAAUUUGCAACACAGAGGGAGUGCAUGGUUGGGACAGAAAGCCAGUUAGGUUUAAAUUGUCAGCCUCGAAUGGCCAGCAUGCCGUCUCCCAGUGUUACUUAAAGCCAGCUGGGAACUGGCUUAACUACCAUGCUGGGGAUUUCACAGUUGAGAAUCACCACACUCCUAUGAAGAUCAAGUUCUCCUUGGCUCAAAUUGAUUGUACACACACCAAAGGGGGGCUUUGCUUGGACUCUGUAGUUAUAUAUCCCAGUGAAUUAGCAGACCGUAUGCAGCAGUCUCAGCUUUUAUAGUUCACUCGUAGUCUAAGGCCGGAGGUUUUGUAGAUAGUAGAAAUCUGUUGGAAACUGGGAGUGAUAGAACUAUUCAUUUGUUUGUUAUGUCAUAUGUUAUGCUAUAGGUUUAUAGCUUAAUAUUAUUUUUUGCAGUAUUACAGAUGAAUUAGUGAUGUGGGCUUGCUGAUGUAAUGUAAUACUAUGUAAAAUUCUAUAUUGAACAUUCAAAAGAAAAGGGUUGAAUGAUUUGUUGUACAUGAGCAGACCUGUAGUUUCCUCCCUUCAAUUUCCUGGAACAUAGAUCAAAAUAGAAAA